AUGGAAUUGAAGAAAGCAAAAGAAGCUGUUGAAAGAUACAAGCAGAUCGUAGCGAGUCAAAAGAAGACUAUACACAUUCUGAGAGAGAAAAAUGCUUCGAUGAUGCUGCAAUGUGCGGAUUUCACAAAGCUAAAGAUGUUUGAACAGCUUGGACAUUCUCGAUCGUCACUAAUGGUUGAUGCAUCGUUGUUUUCAUCGUUCUUCCAUAAUGGCGAUCCGUUGUUACAAGAACAAACGCCCACAAUUUUGACAAGUGAGGUAAUCUCCGGCCUGGCUUCCAAUGUCAUAUUUUCUGGUCAUUUCGCAGAAGUGACCCGUGCUGUGUUUGACGAAGGAGAUUCUGUAAUUUUAAAAAGUUACUUAGCACUUGGUAAAGAGGAAACAUCUCUGCGCAACCUAGCUUAUGUUAGCCACGAAGCACGACUGCUACAGUUUGUUGGGAAUCAUCCCAAUAUUGUACAGGUCUUUGGUAUUGUACACGCCAAAGGAAAAUUUCAUUCUGUGCUUAGCUAUGAAGGGGAUAGCAGCAUAAAAAUUUUGCUGAAGCGGAAGGUAAUAUUUCCCACAGAAGACAUAAUAAAACAAAUUAUUAUUGGGCUAGCUAAAGCACUCUCUUUUUUAUUUGAUAAAGGAGUGUUACACAACAACAUAAUUCCUGAAAAUGUCAUGGUAAAAGGUAGUGACUUCACUCCGGUCAUUAUCGGGUUUUCAUUCGCAUGUCGAGCGUCUUGUGCGAAAUCUAACGUUAAAGACGUUUUAAAAAAAUUAACCGACCAUCAUCACGUGGCACCAGAAUUGUAUAGGGGAAGCGGCGUGUCAUACAUGACCGAUAUUUACGCGUUUGGAUUUACUAUUGCGACAAUUAUGGAAUUAAAACCUCUGAAUUUCAAAGAUGCGCUACUUGAAGCUCGCAUUGAACGUUUCGUUUUUAAAUGCAUGGAUAAUCAUUGUGUAAGUCACGUGAAUGGAUUUUCAGGGGAGUUCAUUGCACGGUCAGCAUCUUGCGAAAGGUUUCGAUUUCAAUAG
Hydractinia symbiolongicarpus is the source of this 1026-nucleotide messenger RNA. Its product is annotated as dual specificity testis-specific protein kinase 1-like. Gene Ontology annotation, cellular component: cytoplasm; nucleus. NCBI's taxonomy places the organism in Eukaryota, Metazoa, Cnidaria, Hydrozoa, Anthoathecata, Hydractiniidae. Gene Ontology annotation, molecular function: ATP binding; protein serine/threonine kinase activity. The record is from RefSeq and is a predicted model, not a curated record. Gene Ontology annotation, biological process: mitotic DNA damage checkpoint signaling; protein phosphorylation. Bases 1 to 1026 code for a protein of 341 amino acids. The transcript has 2 exons.